UUAUCAACCAUUAAAAUUAAAAAGGUGUUGCACAAAAGGGGCGUUUCGACCAGCGAGAAAAGUAUACCGAGAAGUCUGCAACUAUAUAGUCUGUAUAUCUGCAAGUCUGAACUCGGAAAUCAAUUCUAGCCUUUUUUGCAGAUUUAUCUCCCCGGUUAAAUAAAAUGCUGGGAAGAAUUGCUAAUCUUACAACUUUGAGAAACCUGACAGGACUGUCAAGGUCACUGGUAAAGCAGGGAAAUAUUUCAAACUUGCGAUGCUACUCAACAAAACUUGCUGCACCAAUGUAUUCAGGACAAUUUAGCUGUUUACCUAAGCAAAUAACUUUGAAAAAUGCACUUUGUCCAACUUCAUCUCAGCUGACAAAGAUAACAGCCAACAGUUUGAUCCAAACAAGAUCUCAAAGUACACAUGGAGAUCAUGUGAAUUUGUGGAAACUUGAAAGAAUAGUGUCAGCAGCAUUCGUACCAUUACUUCCUUUAUGUCUAAUGCUUGAUAAUCCAGUUCUUGAUGGAUUAUUGGCUGUUCUAUCCGUGAUACACGUUCAUUGGGGCUUAGAAGCCAUCAUUCUAGAUUAUGCCAGACCAAUUGUAGUUGGGCCCAUUGUUCCAAAAGUUUGUUUUGUUGCUCUAUACCUUGUCUCUGCUCUUACUCUUGCUGGACUUCUAGUACUUGUAUACAAUGGACCUGGUAUUAGCAAAGUAAUUAAACAGGGCUGGUCAAUUGGAAAAGACAAAUAAAUUUUGUUGCAAAGGUUAAGGAGAUACGAGUCAUGAAAUUGUUUAAUAAAAUCAGUCAUUAAAAAUUUGUUGUAUAUUAGAAAAUAAAGUAUUCAAUUGACAAGCAUCUAAAAGAUAAUAAAAUAAUUAAACAACAGUUUAAAUUAAAAUUUUGUAUUUAUUUAUAACAGUGAAAUCACAACUAUUAUUUUGUACAAUCUACAUAACUGCAACUUAUUUUUGUAGAGUAAAACUAAUAUAUUCAAAAUAUAUACAUCUAUGUUGUUGCAAACCUUCUUUUUAUAUGAAAAAAAAAAACAAUAAAGAUAAAAUCAAAAUAAAAAUUCAACUAUUCAUCAUAAGGCACAUAUACAUCCUGUAAAAGUGUCUAUCAAAUUAAAGAAAAAACAUAAGUAAUGAAUAAUAAUUUUAAAAUUAUUCAUACAAACCAAAUAUGUGAAGGUCAUUCAUAAUAAAAAUAAAAAUAAUUAAACCAAUUUUAAUUCUAGCCUUGACAUUUUCUAUAAAAUUUUGCGACCUGUGGCUCAUUAUUAAAAAAUUUGUCUUUUAUUGUUUUUCUUCAGCUUCUUUGUUGUUUGUCUGCGAUAUCUUUAGAACAUGCAUUAUCACCUCAUCAACUGUUUGUGUUGUUAAAAGCGAUUUAACAUUUUCAUCUUCUAUGACAGCAUUAAAUAAAAGUUUAACAUUUCCCCUUAAUCGAUCUGGCAACGAUAAAUCACUAUCUGCUGUAAGAGGUUCGUGUCCACAUCGUCGAAUAACAGCUUCCAAAACAUCUUGUAAAGGUGAUUGCAACCAACCGAACAACUGAAAUAUAUUGAAAAGUUAUGUAUGUUAUAUUUUGAAAUCUUAAAAUGAAGUUUGCAAUAAAUGUUUGGGAAAUUGAA
Nasonia vitripennis (jewel wasp) is the source of this 1624-nucleotide messenger RNA. It is a transcript of the gene SdhD, whose product is annotated as succinate dehydrogenase complex, subunit D, integral membrane protein. Lineage: Eukaryota; Metazoa; Arthropoda; Insecta; Hymenoptera; Pteromalidae. Gene Ontology annotation, biological process: mitochondrial electron transport, succinate to ubiquinone; tricarboxylic acid cycle. Gene Ontology annotation, molecular function: ubiquinone binding; heme binding. Bases 165 to 740 code for a protein of 191 amino acids. Gene Ontology annotation, cellular component: membrane; mitochondrial envelope. The transcript is spliced from 6 exons. The record is from RefSeq and is a predicted model, not a curated record.